AUGGCGCUAAUGCGCCGAAUACUAGGCGACGCCCAGGCGAAACUUCGAAAAAUGGUGGAUGAACAAGUGUCGGUGGGGACGAGGGUUGAUACUGAGGCGGAGCCGGAACCUGCUGAUCCUCUCAUCACUCCAGCAUGUUCAGUUCUCGAUAGGUCGGACUUGGACAGACCAGUGCCUCCCGAAAGACGACUGCUUAUUAGCACACUCGAUAAACCGAGGAGCGGAUCUCUAAACGGGGACCAAGCCACCCUUAAUAGAUCAACUAGACUAUCUAUUAGAAAUGGAAAAGAUAACCCAUUUAUAGUUUCUUCUCCAGAUGAUGACAAUAAAGAAAAUCAUACGAAUGGUAAACUCGAUUCUCCAAUAAAAUGGUCGACUCAAAAUGGUAGUGACAGUGGCACAUAUGCCGAAAUUGGGAAUAGUAAUACAAGCGAUAAGAAUCCUUUGGAUCCAGCCGAUAGUUCGGAAGAGGAGGUUCCGUUGCCUGAUGCAACGUCGCCAGGUCGGAGUAGUGAUGGACCUGAACCUAGAGCUGAUAUUACGGCUACACUUGAUGGAGAUGCGGCGUCUCCAGGCGGUCGGUCGGACCGAUCGCGUCAGGAAGAUGUUCCCGCAUCCCCCGGGAUGCUCUCUGCCGCUCAAAUGGCUCGACGGCUGCGAUCUGAGAACGAACGGCUACAGGCGGAGUUAACUCGGGUUCGACGAUUGCUCGUAGCGGCUGUGGAGAGGGGGGAUGUGGGGAACGCCUUGAUCGAAAGGGCCCAGGGGGAGGAAGAGGAGAGUCCGCCGCUCGACCCGCAGCAGAUGGAGAAAGAGUUGCUGUUGGCGAGGGAAGCUGUUAGCUCUCUCAAGGCUGAUAAGAAGAGGCUUAAAGCUGAGAAAUUCGAUUUACUCAACCAAAUGAAGCAGCUUUACGCGACUCUUGAGGACAAAGAGAAGGAGCUCCGGGACUUCAUUAGAAAUUAUGAACAGAUGCGGUCAAGAAGCGGCGCGUCCUCGGCGUUGGGAGCGGAGCGUGCAGAGCGGGAACGCGAGCGGGCUGCUCUUUUGCGUCACGCCAGAGAUGAAGCAGAGAGGUCCUUGCAAUUGGCCGCUGCGUUAAGUGCCCGAGAUACGCAGCUACGACAUGCCAGGGAACAAUUGUAUGAAGCACGUAGACAACUCCAGGCGGCGGGAUGUCUUUCGGAGGGAGAGAGUGUGGCGUCGUUAGGUAUCGGUCCACCCAUGAUCCUCGGUGGUCCUUCAGGUCUACUUGGAGACAGGGGCAGCUGCAGCGCUGAUUCAGGUGUUAGAGUGACAGGUAGCAGCGAUGGUGGUGCCACAUCGGUGUGCGGAGGAAACCUCUCUGAUUCUACGGCAGAGGGCGCUCCUCUGAAUAUAGACCCCUACGACACAGAUGCAGUCUCCCUUGUGUCGUCUGCGCAUCCUAUAUAUCAAUUGAGUACGCCACGUGACUGCAGUCCUACACUAUCUCCGCACAAUAGCGCUUCGCCUUUCAGUCGCUCGGUCGACGCGGGCUCGCUCUCCAGGUCCGUGGAACAGCUAUCAAGUCCAGGGGAGUGUGAAUCGGCUCUUUUGGGAGGGAUGCGGACACGUGGGAGUGCCAGCAAAUCGGGCAGAGGCCGAGGCUCCGCGUGGGGAUCCAUAUCACGAGUCUUCGCGAGAAGUAGACAUCGCACCAAGUCAGGCAGCGCGGCUUCUAGUGGACACGAAAGUGAACCAGUGUAUGCCAGCGGCAGUGGCCGUGCUUGGUCACCUUUGGGCAGUGAGGCGGCUUUGCGUGAGGCGGCGUCUCUGCCUUUGUCGCGAUGGCGUGCACCGGCCAUCAUUGCGUGGCUCGAACUGGCCCUGGGAAUGCCACAGUAUGCUGCUACCAUCGCCGACAACGUUAAGAGUGGAAAGAUCCGUGCUUUGAAUGGGCAGGUUUUGCUAGAGCUGACAGACACGGACCUUGAGGUCGGCUUGGGGAUUACACAGCCGAUGCACAGGAAGAAGCUGCGGCUGGCCAUCGAGGAGCGGCGACGACCUGACCUCGUGCGGAACCCCAGCAUUGGGCAGCUCUCGCACGCCUGGGUCGCCGCGGAGUGGCUGCCUGACCUCGGAUUGUCGCAGUAUGCCGAGUCAUUUUUGGCGAAUUUGGUGGACGCUCGAAUGCUCGACACAAUCAGCAAAAAGGAAUUGGAGAAGUAUUUAGGUGUGACGAGGAAAUUUCAUCAAGCCUCAAUCGUCCACGGGAUCCAUUUGCUCAGAAUUAUGAAGUACGAUCGUCAGGCUUUAGCUAUUCGUCGUCAUCAAUGUGAAAAUGUUGACGCUGAUCCUUUAGUGUGGACCAACCAGCGCUUUAUACGCUGGGCGCACAAUAUUGACUUGGGUGAAUUUGCUGACAAUCUCAAAGAUAGUGGAGUUCACGGAGGAUUAGUCGUACUGGAACCAUCAUUCACUGGAGAAACGAUGGCCACGGCUCUGGGAAUUCCACCUUCGAAAAGUAUAAUUCGAAGACAUCUAGUGGCCGAGUUCGACGCUCUCAUCAUCCCCGCAAGGAACACUUUCGGCCAUCAAAUAAGAAUGUUAGGUAGACCUUUCUCGAGAUCAGUGGCCACUGGUUUGCCUGGAAUAGAUUUCACAGCUGACUCAAGACGACAUAGCUUACGGGGCUCAAUCACCCGCGCCCUAGGAGCGUUGAAGGCUAAACACGAUCGACAGUCGCCAUCGAGUUCCAGUGAAAGCUCUAGUCUAGGCCAGUACCAGAUGUGCUACUCCCCACCGAUAGGGGGUAGAACUCUCUCGCAAUUAAGUAUGACCUAUGCCCCACCGCCUACGGUGCAGGAAUACGAGCCCAUAUAUACACCGCUAAGCCUUUACUCGCAGUCUAGCGUGUCUACAAGAGACAGCUUGCAGAGGUUGAACGAGAUUAAAGAAGGGAUUACGCAUAGAUACGGCCAAAGGGUGGAUCAUUCACACAGGGUGAGCUCUCCUCUGCCCUCCAAAUCCGUGGACGAUUCAGUCGUGAGGCAAAGGAGGCACAGACGAGUCAAAAGUAUCGGCGACAUCAACGCCUGCAGUAAAACCUCCGUUUAA
This is a messenger RNA of Pieris macdunnoughi, 3078 nucleotides long. The record is from the annotation of a GenBank genome assembly. Lineage: Eukaryota; Metazoa; Arthropoda; Insecta; Lepidoptera; Pieridae.